Messenger RNA from Tribolium castaneum (red flour beetle), 871 nucleotides. RefSeq lists its product as hypothetical. Bases 254 to 832 code for a protein of 192 amino acids. The record is from RefSeq and is a predicted model, not a curated record. Lineage: Eukaryota; Metazoa; Arthropoda; Insecta; Coleoptera; Tenebrionidae. The transcript is spliced from 2 exons.
UUUAAAUAUGAUCAGUGAUCACGUCCGAUAUCGUCGCGAGCGCAGAAAAAAUAUUUCGUUCCAUUGUAGAAGAUAGCAAAUUAUGUAGGAAAUGGAUUGAAUGUCAAAAGCCUGUUUAGGCGUGUACAAAAUUUACUGGAUUAAAUUAUAUUGCGAGUAGGGGAGUAACUACAAUGGGCGAGUAUAAAAGCAAUUCGGACAUCUUUCAAAGCGUAUUCAUUUUUCAAACCGACGACGUUAGAAAAAUUACAAAAUGAAGGCGUUUGUUGUCUUGUCCAUUGCUCUCGCCAUCGGCCUGGCCGAAUGUGGCGUCGUUCCUGCCACCACCUUCGUGCGCGCCCCCAGCUUUGACAGCGCCGUGGUCAAGUCUGACCGCGUAGGCGGCAGUUUUGCUUACAGCACCGUGGAAGGCCAUGCCUACGCCGCCGUCUCCCCCGUUGUCGAACGCAUAACCGCCCCCGUCGCCGUCUCCUACACCCCGCACCAAGUGCAUCUGGGCCACAUCAACACUCCGGUAGCCGUCACACAACCCAUUUAUGCCGAACACUCUGUCGUCUCCCAGCCCAUUUACUCUCAUCAACACAUCUUUGCCAACCCUCCUGUUUUCGCCCAAAACCCCGUCUUCGGCGGCUUCCCGAGCUAUCCCGCAAUCGGCGGUUUCCCCACUUCUCCCGUUGGAGGAAUCGCGAGUGGUCCCGGAGUUGGAGGAAUCGCGAGUAUCCCUGGAGUUGGAGGAAUUGCCAGUGCUCCUGCCGCCCCAGCCAACCCCGCUCCCACACCAGUCCAAGGGACCGUCAUCGAUGAUGAUACUGUUGCUGUGGAUUCUGCCUAAACUUAGAUGUUGUAAUAAAAAUAAAUUUAUUUAUUCAAA